CCGUUCCGCGCUCACUGCCCGCCCCCAGCCCGGGCGCAGCGCCGAGCGGAGCGGCGGGGCCGCCUCCUCCUCCUCCUCCACCUCUUCCUCCUGCUCAGCGCCCAGGCAGCGGAGCGCGGUUCCCCGGCGAUGGCCGAGCUCAAGUCGCUGGGCAGCGAGGCGUACCUGGCGCUGGCCCCCGGCUACGGCCCCUCGGCUUUCGCCUACGGGGCGGUGCGCGGGGGCGCCGAGGGCCCGCGGGGCGCGUACCCGGGGGGCGGCGGGGCGGACUUCCAUCCCGGGGCGCUGGGCAAGUCGGCGGAGAGCAGCGGCGAGCAGAGCGGCGACGAGGAGGACGGCUUCGAGCCGGGGGUGAAGGGCGGCGCGGGCUUCGAGCGAGAGGGGAAGCUGAAGGGGGGAGCCCUGGGCAAGAAGCCCAAGGAGCAGCGCUCGCUGCGGCUCAGCAUCAACGCGCGGGAGCGGCGGCGGAUGCACGACCUGAACGACGCCCUGGACGGGCUGCGCUCCGUCAUCCCCUACGCGCACAGCCCCUCGGUGCGGAAACUCUCCAAAAUCGCCACGCUGCUCCUGGCCAAGAACUACAUCCUCAUGCAGGCGCAGGCCCUGGAGGAGAUGCGGCGGCUGGUGGCCUACCUGAACCAGGGCCAGGCGCUGAGCGCCCCGCUGCCCGCCACCCUCAACCCCUUCGGACAGUCGCCCGUCUACCCCUUCGGCGGCGCGGCCGUGCCCGGCUGCCCCGAGAAAUGCACUGCCUUCACAGGAGCCGCCUCCGCCCUCUGCAAACACUGUAACGACAAGCCUUGACUUCUGCCUUCUUCGGGCUUUUCCUUUAUUUUGUUCUUUUUUUUUUUUUUUUUUUUUUUUUUAGUUCUGUGCACUUUUCUUUCCACUGCCAUCAUCCUUGGCUUCCUUCCAUCAGUUAAGUCUGGGUUUUCUUUUUGUUUGCAUCUCUUAAAUACCCCUCUCCCCAUUUGGAAAUAUUUGGCAGUUCACGUGGACUCCCAAAACAUCCACUUUCUACUUUGUUUAGUUACCCCCCACAUGCAACUUCAUCUGUAGAGUCAUUUCCUUCCCAGCCUGUCAGUGGACUGUGAGCGUAAAUGUUGCUUUUCCACUUGCUCUGAGCUACUAAGUUUCUGAGCAGUUUUGAAACAAAACUGUAGAAAAACAGAGAGGGAGAGAGAUCUGGAAAUGGAAACAUCAGUGAGUCUGUUUUGACAUGAUCGACCUGUGUUAAAAAUACAUCAAAAGGAGGGCGGGAAAGCAAAAUCCAGGUGCAAACUAUGCAAUGUUUCAGAUUCCUGAGCGGGUGGGGGUCCUGUAGCCGGCUGGGUUGGACUGCACCUGCAAAUUCAACUGAAAAUCAUUUGGUCAGCACAUGGGAGGGGGGAAGUUCAGUGCUCUUGAUAAAACUAUUGAUGCUUCAAAGAAAGAUGCUUUUUUUUUUUUUUUUUUUUUUUUUUGCACUUAAAAAAUUAACCCGUUCUUGGACUGGGAGGAACCUGUGAUUGUAUGCUAAUGCUUGCUGUUUGCCUGUUUCUCGGCUUGGUUAAGUUUUCCAGAUGAUUUUCCAAAGUCGUUGCUCAUCAUGAUAAACAAAGCAAAAGAUCACUUAACAUAUAAAUAUGUAUUUAUAAUAAAUAAAAGACAUGAAUAACCA
Pseudopipra pipra is the source of this 1660-nucleotide messenger RNA. It is a transcript of the gene BHLHE23, whose product is annotated as basic helix-loop-helix family member e23. Gene Ontology annotation, molecular function: protein dimerization activity; E-box binding; DNA-binding transcription factor activity, RNA polymerase II-specific. Gene Ontology annotation, biological process: axon development; sensory organ development; positive regulation of transcription by RNA polymerase II. Gene Ontology annotation, cellular component: nucleus. Bases 130 to 804 code for a protein of 224 amino acids. The transcript has a single exon. The record is from RefSeq and is a predicted model, not a curated record. NCBI's taxonomy places the organism in Eukaryota, Metazoa, Chordata, Aves, Passeriformes, Pipridae.